Molecule: messenger RNA, 2430 nt
Organism: Nematostella vectensis (starlet sea anemone)
Lineage: Eukaryota; Metazoa; Cnidaria; Anthozoa; Actiniaria; Edwardsiidae
Exons: 3
Coding region: 39-1577 (512 amino acids)
Source: RefSeq, a predicted model, not a curated record
AGCUAAAGAAAGAUCUCAUCCCACUAUGGUCUCGUGUUAUGGUUAAACAGCUACCAGCAUUCCACUUUUUUAGGUCUGCAGUUGUGUACCAUAUACCCCAUGAGUAUAGCGAGGUGAUGACUCUUCCAUCCAUUGAGGUACCCCUUGGUUGCCUGCCAAAGAAUAAGACACUUAAUGAAGACAUGGUCGACAUCAUGGAGCACAUCCAAGAAAAAUAUGUUCCUAUGACACAAGCAAAUGGGAGAAAGACCCCUGCUGACUUUGUUUGCUUUGGGGGUGAUCAACUCACUGAGAAAAGAGCACGGAAUAUCCAGAAAGCACGUGCAGAUGGAAGAGACGUUGAUGACUCGCUAGUAGGUCUUUGGAACAAAAACGAAGAUUGGCAUGGUAUUUGCAUCGCAUACCAGCUGGCUGUUGAUGUUUUACGGAAGCCUAAUUCAGUUAUGGAUUGGGGGACAAUGACAAGCAAUGCUAUUGUUUCUGGGAAUAACAAUGCCCUCAAGGACACACUGGACCACUAUGAUUCAGUGAAAGAGUUCUUCGCAAUUGAGGUGGAUGCAUUUAUUAUUGCUGCUACCCUCAAUCAUUUUGGAAUGGAAGACACAACAAGUGUACCCCAAAAGAUGCCAGAAAAUCUAAAGAAAUCAAGUAAAGAAGCUCAGAGAACAUGGCUUCACAAGGAAAUCAGUUCAAUGCUUGAGUUGCUGGUAAUGCCAGGGUACUCUAGGCUUCCUGGUAUUAUAUCAGCUUACCAUCCUCGUCCUGACCUACCAUGCCGUGGACCAAAUUGUGACAGAAUUUUCAAGUAUUCCAAAUGUCGCAUCCAGCACGAGGAAAGAGAGCACGAUCUUGUGGCAGCAGAUGAAGCAAUAACGGAAAGUGAAAGCACAUCAAAUUAUAAUGAGGAAGAUUACAUUUUCAAUUAUGGUUGCCUCCAUUUAAGUAUUGGUCUUCUUCUUAGAGAUGCAGAUGACGCCGUGAAGGAAGGUGAUGGUGAACGCCUCUUGAGAGUGUGGAACUUUCUUACUGUUUUUUAUCAGCUGCAUAAAUACACCAAGUAUGCGCUGGCUGCACUCCGUUUGAGAGCAUCACAGCUUGCCUUGCUCACACCGAGAGAAGCACACAGAUUAAAAUGGAACCGUUUCUCAUCCAUCAAAGGGGUACAAGCCAAAUGCAUAUCUAGAGACUUGAGGCUUGAAAAAAUCAACAAAGUGUCAAAGGAAUGCAUUCGGGCCAUGGGUGCACCAAACGUCAACAGCACAUUGAUCGAAUCCUCAACGCAAUCUACUGGGCCACUCUUAAAACUGUUGGAAUGCUCAAAGCAAGACCUCGGACAGAAAGCACGCUCUACACAUCACACAAACAAGAUCAAGCAGCAAACAUUUGUCACUGUGUUGGAGCAGGUCCACAAAAAGGCAAAGGUCUUCACUUUUCAGGCUGGAAGGAAGUAUGCAUCCUUUCCAACACUAAGUCGUGACCUCUUUGAUGGUGUAAAUGCCCAACUGCUACAUCGCUGGAUUUGCAAGCACCGAAAAAAGUGGCACAGGCAGAACCGACCUUAUUACAAGAUGCAGUAGUACCAGGAAACCUUACAAACCAAGUUCAUGCUCUGGAAAGUUUGGUUGCCUUAGGCAAGUACCUGGAUUUGCCUAUGGGUCUUGGUAGCCUUUGAUUGUUGAAAAAAGCGUAUAAUGAUUUCUAUCUGUACUGCUUUCAUUUCUGCUUGUCAAAACACCCAACAAAUAUCAUUGUUGCUCAAUUGGGAAAGUUAUUUCUGAACUACUGUAAAUUGCAAACAGAAGCAGGUAUGUUGCAGGCCCGUAGCCAAAUUUAAUAUUUACAGUAAAAACCAGCAGGUAAGAACAUAGAUUAUUUCAAGACUGGCAAAACAGGAGACAAUCUACAUUCUACUUCUUAUUUUCUGGUUAUAGGUUCUUAAAUCAGUAGGUUUUUACAUGUGGGUUUUUACUGUACCCACACCCUUCAAAUUGCAUAUAAGAUGCACAUAAGGUUUUAAUAUUUUGCAGUUUUCUCCUAGUUCUAGUUGAAGAAAGAUUUCAGUCCAGCUUGAUGAUGCUUCACCAUAUGGAGAAUAGAAGCUGGCUUGGGAAAAUAAAUUGUAUUUACAUUUCUAUGUAUAAAUGAGUAAUAUACAUGCUGUAUAAAACUACCAGUGCAGAGUAAAAGAGUACAGUAAGAGAAUUGAAUUAUAAAAAAACCUGUUUUAGUAUUAUAUUACAUUAUCAAAUUUACAAAGGGUAGCUAUUACGUAGCUUAGAGCAUAUAGAGAAAUCCCCACCCAUCAAUGCUUUAUGUAUAUUAUUGUGUAAAGGAUGUUCUUUUGAGGCAACAGUUUUGUCAAAAAAAGUAAAAUCAGGAUUAGCAAAUGCAAAAAUAAUUGAAUCCCUCAUAUUGAAUAAGUCACUUGUA